Molecule: messenger RNA, 1320 nt
Organism: Mollisia scopiformis
Lineage: Eukaryota; Fungi; Ascomycota; Leotiomycetes; Helotiales; Mollisiaceae
Exons: 1
Coding region: 100-1227 (375 amino acids)
Biological process (GO): mRNA processing
Cellular component (GO): THO complex part of transcription export complex
Source: RefSeq, a predicted model, not a curated record
AUGAAGUUCUACAUUGAACGCUCAAUCUGGGAACAGUGGUUAGGGCCAAUGCCAGAAGGUUGGGAACCAAAAACAACGUCUAAAGAUUCUGGUAUCUACAUGACCAUGCUUCUCAAAUUCGGUGAAGAGGAUGAGCUGCAUAAGGCGCGCCUCUUGAACGUCGAAGAAAAGCCCUUCAAGCGCAUCACCAAACGCCUUCUCGCACCUGGCUCACUCCUCAACAAUCCGCUCAAGCUGCCAACUCCUCCACCUGAGACUGGCUCAGCUGAAGAUACCUCUGAAGAUGAUCCGACCCUGAAGCAACAAGCCGAAGAGCGACAACAGCUCCGUCAAGAGAUCAUCUUCGACUUCGAUGCCUUCGAUAGCAGCAUCGCGCGCAUUCAGUUCCUCCGCAACAGCAACGAGAACGAACGAGAUCGUUACACGGCCGACAAGCAGCGAAUCUUAGAUACGAUGCAAGAGGUUCGAGUUAGCACGGCGCAAUUGAGAAUUCAGCUGGAGGAGUCGAAGAAGACAUUAGAGCAACGGAAGAAGUUUGACGAACUAGCUGAGAAGAUUACCGGCAAUAGACUAUUGAGGCCGCGCGAGGAUCAAGAGGUAAAUCUGAGGAAGCUGGAGGAGGAGUGCAGAGAGCUGGAGAAGGAGAGUCUGACAUAUGGCGAAACUUGGAAGGAGAGACGAGAGCAGUUCGGCAAGAUUGUGGAGGAGGGUAUGCAAUUGAGGAGACUUAUCAGAGAUGAGAAAGAAGAGGUCGAGAGGCGCGAGGGCAUGGAUGGUGGAGAAGAGGAUGGCGAGGUUGGUGAAGGCAGUCGAGGAGGUCAAACACCGAAGCACAGCAGUUUCAGUGGAAAUGCUACACCCAGACCGGACGGAGAAUCACAAAGCAUGUCGGGAUCGGGACUGAAGCCAAGACCAUUGAACUCGGGCACGUUCUCAAGACCUGGAAGUACGACCGGAAGUCGAGCUGCCUCCCCUGCUGGUUCUGAACGGGAAAGAGAAGAGCUGGUUGAAGGAGAGGACUCGAUGAUCUUGGAUGACGGACCAAAGGUUGAGGAGAGUGAUAUUGUGGCGGCGACACCGUUAGCAGAUACUGUUGACAUGGCUAUUGUCUCUACUCCCCAAGUUGUUGUGGACGAGCCUAGCCCCAUGGUAGCAGUCGAAGGAGUUGAACCAUCGGAGGAGGAAGGCGAGGAAGGAGAAGCUGAGGACAAAAUGGAUACCACCUAGGUCAUUACGAGGCAUGGUCGCAUGUAAGAUUACAUUGUACUAUAGGGGAAGCAGCAUGAUACCCUCUAAUUUGUAUUCACAAAACACCAGUCC